Daldinia caldariorum is the source of this 1386-nucleotide messenger RNA. RefSeq lists its product as uncharacterized. The coding region runs from base 1 to 1386 and encodes 461 amino acids. The transcript has 3 exons. The record is from RefSeq and is a predicted model, not a curated record. NCBI's taxonomy places the organism in Eukaryota, Fungi, Ascomycota, Sordariomycetes, Xylariales, Hypoxylaceae.
AUGUACGCAGGCAACUAUGGUCUUCCGAAUGCCAUUCCUCCUGCGGGAUCACAAUACAAUGGCGGCGCCCCACACCCAGCUUCUCACAACCAUCACUUACAGCCCGGUCAAGGUCAUCCCAACCAGGCUUCUAUGUACAAUCAGCAGUUUCCCAUGGGUGCGCAGGCCGCUGUUGGUUUCCCCGGUGUUCCUAACAUGAUGUCAGGUCCUGGUCCUGCAGGAAUGAUGCAAAAUACCGGUAUGCCGCACAUGGCCGCGGUUAGUGGUCCGAUGCCUAACUACCAACCACCGUACACAAACUCACCUUAUGGCGCUGGUAUCCCCAGCUCCGUCGCUCCCCAGAUGAACAUCCCUCCCAGCUAUAUGGGGGGCGGCAUGGCUAUGUCUGCAUUUCCUAUGCAUCACGGGAUGAACCCACAGCAACAGAUGAUGCAGCGUAUGCAACCACCUCUACCGAAUACACCGGGAAUGUCAACUCCUACGCCUCAACGGACUUUCCAGAACCAAAGCCCUCAGAGCCAAACCCCUCACAGCACUCCUACUCCAAAUAACGCGCCGAACGCACAGCAACAUCCGGUUUCCACACCGCAAAACGCGCAUAGUACACCGCAAAACCAGACACCGAAUAAUGCGCAACGGCAACAACAGCAACAACAGCAACUGCUAUCUAAUAAUAUUCCGACACCGCAAACCCCAACGUUUCCGGUACCAACCCAAAAUAACGGACCCAAUAACGCGUCAUCCGCGUCGACGCCAUUAAGCCCGGGUGCAGAUUCUAGGGAUAAGGAGCGAGUCGGCGUGAUCUUGGAGAUUAACAACGAGCUACUAUUAGAGGCUAUGCAAAUACAAAACACACAACGGAUACUGAAAGAGGAGAGGGCAUCUGCUAAUGGUACUGAUGGUGUUACAAGCGAACCGGAAAAGAAGCCAACCGAGGAGGACAUGUUAGCGCAAGAUUAUCUCCAAUGUAUGCGGAGGCUCCAGACAAACUUGACAUAUCUGGCGGCAUUGGCCGAUAAGAAAGGCAAUGUCACAGCCGGGCCAUGUCCCAGCUACUUGAGAGCACCACCACUCAAUACGAGUAUCAAGUUAAGGAUGAUGGUUGGUCCAGACGGAUCAGAGAAUCAAGAAGCUCCGGACCGGGGGGAGACGGCCAAGUACAUCCAAGAAUUGUAUAAAAAGCUUCAGGCCCUUUAUCCAGGUAUGGAUCCAAACAAGGAACCAACACUUGGACUUCCCGGCGGACGGCAGAAUGCUCAGCAAGCGAAUGCGGCAAAGCCCGGCCCUCCUCGGACGCCUGGUCAGCCUAGCCCAGGGGGACAACAGACUCCAAAGAUGGCGACUUCGGCGCCCCCAUCCUCUAUGACGAAUAUAGCAGGACCAUAG